CCCGACGGAACCUCUGCGCCAUGAUUCCCAUGGAACGCAUCCUGGGGCGGGCUCGCGUGCCACCGGACGUUGUCGGCUUUUUCCGGCGCAUCUCGGUCGGUAAGCUAGCCGAGCCCGCCGCUGCUACUUGCUAAUGUUUGUCGGGUGUUACACGCUCGCCGGACUCGAGCGGAUGAUACAAACAGCGUAGAAGAAUGGCGGACGUCGAGGGACAAGGGACCUGCUCGUCGGUCCCUCCGCUGCCCCAGCCUUCCUCCCGCCGCGGCUCCAGCGACGGCGCCGUCACGCCGGGCACCGGCGGCGGCUGCCAGACGCCGACCACCGUUACCUCGGGCCCGCGGCUGGUCCGGAUCGUGAAGUCGGACUCGGGCUACGGUUUCAACGUUCGGGGGCAAGUUAGUGAAGGAGGCCAACUGCGGAGCAUCAACGGGGAGCUGUACGCCCCGCUGCAGCACGUCAGCGCCGUGCUGCCGGGAGGAGCCGCGGACCGCGCCGGUAUCUCGAAGGGGGACCGGAUCCUUGAGGUGAACGGGGUGAACGUAGAAGGAGCGACCCAUAAGCAGGUGGUGGACCUGAUCCGGGCCGGUGAACGGGAGCUGGUGCUCGCUGUGCUCUCUGUCCCACCUCAGGAGGCCGACUGCCUCGACCCCGGAGACGACGGCUCAGCUCAGUCCUGCUACGAUUACUCCGACAAGCAAGCGGUCCCCAUCUCUGUGCCCAGCUACAAGCACAUUGAGCUCAACCAGGAGAAGUUUGUGGUGUAUAAUGUGUACAUGGCAGGCAGACAGCUUUGCUCCAAGCGUUACCGGGAGUUUGUAAUCUUACACCAAAACCUUAAGCGAGAGUUUGCUAACUUCACAUUUCCCAAGCUGCCUGGAAAGUGGCCUUUUUCCUUGUCAGAGCAGCAGCUCGACGCCCGACGCAGAGGCUUAGAAGAAUAUUUAGAGAAAGUCUGUUCUGUUCGGGUCAUUGGGGAGAGUGACAUAAUGCAGGAGUUCCUGUCAGAAUCAGACGAGAACUAUAAUGGCGUGUCAGAUGUGGAGCUGAGAAUAGCCAUGCCUGACAAAACAACACUCACGGUCAGAGUUCGCAAAAACUCCACCACAGACCAGGUCUACCAGGCUGUGGUCAUGAAACUCGGGAUGGACAGUGUAACAUCCAGUUACUUUGCCUUGUUUGAGGUCAUCAACCACACUUUUGUACGCAAGCUUGCCCCCAAUGAGUUUCCCCACAAACUGUAUAUACAGAACUAUACCUCAGCCAUCCCAGGAACAUGCCUCACCCUGCGCAAGUGGCUCUUCACCACAGAAGAAGAGAUUCUGCUCAAUGAAAACCAGCUUGCAGUCAGCUACUUUUUCCACCAGGCUGUGGAUGAUGUGAAGAAAGGCUUCAUCAAAGCAGAGCAGAAGUCUUACCAGCUGCAGAAGCUGGCAGAGCAGAAGAAGAUGUCCAUGUAUCUGAGUUUGUUGAGGGCUUGCGAGGGCUAUAAUGAGAUCAUAUUCCCCCACUGUUCAUGUGAUUCCCGACGUAAAGGCCACGUCAUCACGGCUAUCAGCAUCCACCACUUCAAGCUGCACGCCUGCACCGAGGAAGGGACUCUUGAGAACCAGGUGAUUUCGUUUGAAUGGGGAGAGAUGCAGAGGUGGGACACAGACGAGGAGGGUAUGGCCUUCUGCUUUGAAUAUGCACGGGGAGAAAAGAAGCCGCGCUGGGUCAAGAUAUUUACACCUUAUUUUAACUACAUGCAUGAAUGCUUUGAGAGAGUCUUCUGUGAGCUGAAGUGGAGGAAGGAGGUGGAAGAGGAGGCUACAGACAAGGACAAUAAGAACUGCAGUAAAGAUGGUAUGUGUGGCAAGAAUAUUUUCCAGCUGCUGAGGCACAGAAGGGAUGGGGGCACCUAGGAAGAGAGAUUGUUACCUCUUAACUACACACCGUCUUCAUCCCCUCAGCUCAUCUAGACCCAAACCCAUCAACACUCAGCUCUUAACUACUGUGGUCAUCAGUUAAACUCAUCUCCUAUGGCCUGACGACAUGCAAACGCACAAGCAUCUGCAAACAAACAAACAAAUGAAUUAAACAGAAGCAUAAAAAGCUACAGACUCGUGUACCAGAAGUUUUGAAUCCAGCACAUCAUAACCAUGUGUUAAGUCGAGCUUUGUCCAAACGUCAAUUCCUGGAUUCACGCAAGCCUUUUUCUUAUUCGGUGGGACUUAAAAUGGAAUGUGACAAGCUGCAGAGGAGGUGUGGAGACUUCUCUGAAGCCGUCUGACUUCAGAAAAUACAGCAGAAGCAAGCAUGCUGGACUAAGAAGGGAAAUAAAAGUUGUUAGCACUGAUCCCUGAAGGUUGACCCCAGAAAGACCCUGAGCUUCUCUACUGUGGACUGAGCAUUGUCUCCUUUGACAGUGGUCCUUUAUUGUCCACUGACACCUGUACUCUGGAUAUAAGGCACAGCUAAAUAACAUCGCAUUUAUACAUUUACACAUGUUUGGAAUUAAAAUAAGCAUUUAUAAAGGAAAAUGUCAACAUUUGAACCGACGAAUGAGAGAAGGCACUUGGUUAGAUAUAUUUUACAUCCACACAUGAGGAUGCACACGAGCAGGAUCAUAAAUGUAACACUAAAGUUGCACUAUAUCUGACAGUAUUGACUGCCUCGAGAUGUGCCAUAGGGAACCUGAGACGCAGAAAGACAGCAAACUGUGGUGAUAUACUGUCACUGAAUGACGUGGACCCGUUCAUCAAACUCAUAAAUGUAUAGUAUCAUGCAGUGCAAGAUCUCCAUGCAUUUCAAGGUCCAGGUAGAUCAGCAGUGAUGCGCAGGGCUGAAGUGGCGUCAGUGUAGUAGCUUGACGGAACAGCAGGGGUCCUUCUCCCCCUACCUGCUAACUGGCUGAGAUUGGUGGGAGCUCCCUCAGGAUGGAUGAUAGCCUUUCCCAUGCAGCACUAUUUAUCUUUGCUAUACCCAUAAGCUACUUGUGCUCUCCAGAUUCAGGUUAAGUGGAGGAGGAUGCCUGCACCCUGCUCUAACCUGAUGCACAUGGAGACCGCUUUGCUCAUUUCCUAAGGGCUGUGUAGCACCUGACAGAGGAGAAGUUAAAAUGUCAGUACCAUUGUUAUCUGCUGGUGAAGAGUCACAGAUUGAUUCUAACAGUUCUACCUGUUAUACUUGAUGGUGCUGUUCUCACAAGCCAUUUGGGUGAUUAAUGAGCUUCUACAGAUCCUGGUGGGUGCAUAAAGGAUUUUAAUUGAAUGGAUUGAGGCUUGAAUUGAGAGAUUUAAUUUUUGCAAUCCAGAAGGCUAAACGCAUUUCCCAGGAUUCUUGUCUGCCCACUGAACCAUGCCGGACAUAGUCGAUAGCCUGGCCUCACCUGAUCAGUUCAUCUUCACAUGCUCGCUUUCUUUGCUCCUCUCUCUCUCGCUCUCGCUCUCUCUCUCGCUCUUGCUCUCGCUCUCUCAGACCGAAGUUAACAGUCACUCAUGGUAUUUAUUUCACUAAGUGUUAAUUUCAGUUAAUUUCUGUUUCUCACCACUCCUUUAAAGAGUCACACUAAGAGGAUGGAGAUUGAGGACCUGCAGGGGUUUGAUGUGUCGAAAUGGAAAAUUUUUCAGGCAAAGCUUUUGGUUACGUUGCUUACUGUAACAAAAUGUAACAUAUUCUUUUAAAUAAACAGAUUUAUUGAUGCUAAGUUA
Betta splendens (Siamese fighting fish) is the source of this 3689-nucleotide messenger RNA. RefSeq names its product sorting nexin 27b (gene snx27b). Lineage: Eukaryota; Metazoa; Chordata; Actinopteri; Anabantiformes; Osphronemidae. Gene Ontology annotation, molecular function: phosphatidylinositol-3-phosphate binding; protein binding. The transcript has 13 exons. Gene Ontology annotation, cellular component: early endosome. Gene Ontology annotation, biological process: intracellular protein transport; signal transduction. The coding region runs from base 195 to 1901 and encodes 568 amino acids. The record is from RefSeq and is a predicted model, not a curated record.